AUGGAGACGUUACUGGCGCUCGCUCGAAGAAAUCGGCGAUCAACGGGACGACAAGUGAUACAGACACCCACUGAAACGGACACUAUGUGCAUUUGCGCAUUCGACCGACUCACACAGGACGCGUGGCCUUGUCAUCCCAAGGCUGUAUGGCAGAACACAACAUGCGAUUUUUGCGACGACCAUAUGUUUUGUCAGAAGCAUUCAAAAACUAAAGAACGUCGGAACUUGCCGUGCCUUUGUGGAGAUGGCGGAGCGUUCUGCAUGAAGUAUGAUCGGAUGGCGAAGUUACUAGAUCUGUGGAAUUUCUUCAGUGACGUGGGGCAAGCAACCGAGAUCUCUGACGAGGAAAUAGAAGCGCUAGGAUUUGGAAACAUGACCGAUGAAGUAGCCAUCGUCACUAAAGCUAAAGAGAACAUCAUCUUCGCAAUGAGUGCUCUUAGCGAACAACAACGGAGAGAAAUGUCGCAGGCGAAACACAAUCUCAUCCACAAGUGCUCAUUCAAUGGCAAACCGUGUGAUAUUGACAGAGACUUCGCUAUUAUCUCGGAUCCAACUUUUGGUAACUGUUUCACCUUCAAUCACAACCGCUCUGAUAUUAAAAGCAGUCUUCGAGCGGGUCCGAUGCACGGCUUACGUGUUAUGCUAUUCGUUAAUGCUUCCGAUUAUCUACCAACUUCUGAAGCGGUCGGUGUCCGUCUCACUAUCCAUGACAAAAACGAGUUUCCUUUUCCAGUGAGCGAUUACAAUUUCAUUCAAAGACACAUUUGGCUACAGCGCACCGACCGGCUACAUCUCAUCUUUUGGGAUGCGAAUGAAGAAAAUGUCUCGCCUCCCGGCACCCUACGGGGACUGUAUUGCGGAUGGGGGCACAUCAAAUUACAUAUACACAGGCUAUGCGUACUCCACAGAGGUGGGAAACCAAUUUUACUAUGCGCAGUAUAUUGGAUGCAAGUUCAGGGAUGUUAUCGUACCUGCUUUCAACAGCUGACUAUCGACCGUUGCGGUUGCGGAGAUCCCCGUUUCCCGUCUAUCGGCGACCAUAAACUCUGUGAAGUAUUUAAUAAAGAGCAUAGAGCGUGUCUUGAACAGAGUACGCAUGAACUUGGUGAUAUUCAUGGAUCAUUCAAAUGCAGGUGUCAGCAGCCAUGCAAUCAAACGAUCUACACAAUGUCAUACUCGGAAGCGAUAUGGCCCAGUCAAUCGCUAAAUAUUACUCUGGGAACAUGUGAGGCAGAACCAGAAGUGUGCAAUGAACAAUAUCAGGAGAACGCUGCAAUGCUGGAAGUAUUCUAUGAGGCUCUUAACUUUGAAACUCUAACGGAAUCAGAAGCUUAUGGAGUGGUGAAAAUGCUGGCCGACUUUGGCGGGCAACUGGGCCUGUGGUCGGGAGUCUCCUUCAUGACGAUUUGCGAAUUCGUCUGUCUUUUUUGUGAACUGCUCUACAUGAUGUUCUCGCAUCACUACAACAAGCAUAAACAGAAAAAGCGUGAAAAGAGCGACUUCUAA
Messenger RNA from Haemonchus placei, 1506 nucleotides. Lineage: Eukaryota; Metazoa; Nematoda; Chromadorea; Rhabditida; Trichostrongylidae. The record is from the annotation of a GenBank genome assembly.